CUAAACUAUUCUUUUUGAAUCCAAAAUGGCUACUACAUCAACAAACUAAUGUCGGCAAACUCCAAAUGGAAAAUGUUAUGAUUUUAUGGUGUUAAAUGCGAAACGAUGCUGUGUGUUAAUAGUUGGAGAUAAAAACUAGUGAUUCGUAGUAUUUUCGUGCUGUGAAACGUAGAUCUGUAGUGGGAAUUAAAGGCGCCAUGUUCGCAUGCCAAGCCCAUUAUUUUGGUAUUUUUUUAAUUGUUUGUGUUUUUUCAAAAAAUUAUGUCAAAUGUAACGCCGUUGAUCCGGACGAUGACGAAAGGGCUGUAACCAUAGAAGUAUUAAAUUAUAACCCAAACCAGUUGCCUUUUGGGGGAAACGUGACGAUAAUCUGCAAGUCCGUAUGGAUCGACAGUUUUAUAUUGUGGACGUUUAGCGAGAAAAACAUCACCGAUGGGGAGAACGGGUUUAAGCUGGAAAUGGAGAGCGAGAAUAUCAAUACGAAGUCGGGGAAAAAAUCGGAAGUCUCGAUUUUGCACAUCGUGAACCUAGACUUGCGACAUGUGGGGGAGUACACUUGUCACAGCACACACAAAUACGAGCCCGCCUUAGAUUUCUGUAAAAUAACAUUGAACGUCACCCUGCCUGCGCAAAUAGUACAAAUAUCGCCUCCAAUCCACACGAAGCUGCACCAAGACAUUGAGCUAUUUUGCGUCAUUGACGGAUAUCCUCUUGAGGAAAUAAAAUGGUUUAGAGAUAGUGACUUGUUACCGGCUGAACUCUGGUCAACGAAAAUCCUGAACGAUACCAGGAAAAACACGACGCUCACGGUCAAAGAAGUGACGAAAAAAGACAACGCGACUUACACCUGCGUGGCCGCCUCGGGGCCCACGUCAGCCAACGCAACUUCCGCAAUUCUAGUCCUAGACAAGCCUCAAGUCAGUAUCGACUUCGUCAAAGCCAUCGGAAUCAACAAAAUCUACUUCAACUGGACCGUCAACGACGGCAACGACCCCCAAAACCUGCGCUACACCAUCCAGUACAUGUCGUCCGGCGACUCCAACUGGAUCUACCUCCAGGAGCAAAUCGACGGGAAGAAGCGCUCGCACGUUCUGAACGGCAACUUCAAAAACAACACCGAGUACAAGCUGCGGAUCAUGGCGAAGAACUCCGAAGGCGAGAGCCAGUACUCCAUCAGCGACCCGGUGCGCAUGCUGUCUGAAGACCCGGUCUUUAUCCCGGAAGUUAAAGUGACUGGGGUGACCGUCAGCUCGAUCACGAUCAGUUGGUCCACGCCGACGGAGGAUUUGAAGGACCACGUUCAGUAUUACACGCUUUAUUUGAAAACGGACAACUCGUCUUUUAACGCAAUACACCCGGCCUCCAAGGAGAAUUAUCACAUGUUUUCGGAGCUGGAUCCGGCCACAACGUACAAUUUCCAAGUGGCGGCGUGCAGCGAAUACAGCGGUAUUUGUGGGCCCCCUUCGGACGCUGUUAAUGGGACCACCAUGGACGGGAUUUCCGGGCCCCCGUCGAAGCCCACGAUUCAAUGCCGGUUUGACAACAUCAGCCAAGUGUCCUUCGUGCAUGUGACCUGGCAGGCGCCAGUCAAACCGCACGGGAUGAUAAUCUCAUAUAACGUUCAUCUGGAGGGCAGCGCGUCGUUUAUAAACGACCAGGGCCUUCUCGAGCACACCACCUGGGGGCCGAAGCUGAAAAGCGUCCGCGAGAACACCUUCAACACCCGUUUUAACAACGUUUCGGCCAACACGAACUACACCGUCAAAAUCAGUGGCGUAACACGCACGAAAAAGAACGGCGAAGCUGUCGAAUUACACUGUACCAUGCCGUCUAUGUUACCCGACAAACAAAAACUGUCGCAGUUGUAUUGGCUCAAAAUGGAAGAGCAGGGAAAAUGGCUCUUCAAACUCCUUCUACCUCGCGUUUCGGAACGUAACGGUCCGAUUUGUUGCUAUCGCAUUUAUUUGGUACGAAUGGAAGACCAACAGAAGUUAGCUGAAUUACCGACACCGGAAGACUUGUCUAUUGUGUCGUACCAAGAGGCUCACCGGACGCCACGUGGGGGCGCCUACGUCGCAGAGAUGUUCACUAGUGAUACGUUUCAAGGGGAGGUGUUCCUGGGGGAUGACCAGGUUUUUAAUUUGACGAGUAAUCAAUGCGAUGAGUGUAUUGGUUUGCGUCCCUAUAACACUCCCAGAGAGGUUAAGAAGGAUGAUACAAAUAGUACUGUAAAUAGGGUCAGGAGGGACGAACGUCUAAGUGACCCUUUACCACCCUUUGAUGGCACACUUGAUAUUAGUAGUAAUUACACUGGGUUUGUGGAAAUCAUCGUUUAUGGCAAUAGCAGUAAAUCGUCGACGAUUGCAGCUUAUAGUAAUUAUUUGGUGAUGAUGAACCCUGGGCCUGAAGUCGUAGCAGCGCCUUCUACAGGCACUUUGAGUCUCGUAGUUCAGAUUCUGUGCGGUUUGGUGAUGAUAGUGCUCCUCUUAUUGGGGGCUUUGUGCAUUUUGCAUCACUACACGAAGCAGGCGCAUGCCCAAGCCGUGGAGAUCACAUUCAGGACCUCCCUCAGGCAUUUGUACAGGAGCCUGCGGGGUCGUCAACGCUUAGUAUCUCUAAAUCCUCCCGAUAUGUGCCCCAUUAGCAAAGGGGAGCUCGUCGCAGCGUAUAUAGAGCGACACAGAGACUCGGAUUAUGGCUUCCAACAAGAAUUCGAAUUGCUACCAGAUCGAUUUUCCGACCGGACGACGCGAGCGUCCGAUGCUAGAGAAAACGUUUACAAGAAUCGGUAUCCCGAUAUCAAGGCUUACGACCAGACUAGAGUCAAACUAUCGCAAAUUGAUAGCAUAGCAGGGUCCGAUUACGUAAACGCAAACUUUGUGAUGGGGUACAAGGAGCGGAAAAAAUUUAUUUGCGCACAAGGACCCAUGGACACCACCGUCAACGACUUCUGGCGGAUGAUUUGGGAGCAACACCUCGAACUGAUUCUCAUGCUCACGAACUUAGAGGAGUAUAGCAAGACGAAGUGUGCCAAAUACUGGCCCGAUAAAUGCGACGGUGAUAAGUGUUUUGGUGAUAUAACGGUUACUCAUGUACAGGAAACUAGAUACUCGGAUUAUAUUGUAAGGGAGUUGCGGAUCUCACGGAAUGCGCCGGGAAAAGACAAGGAGGAGCGACAAAUCACACAAUACCACUACCUCGUCUGGAAGGACUUCAUGGCUCCGGAACAUCCGAACGGCAUUAUUAAAUUCAUAAAGCGCGUCAAUGAGGCAUAUUCGAUCGAGAAGGGGUGUAUUUUGAUCCACUGUAGCGCGGGGGUUGGCAGAACCGGGACUUUGGUGGCACUGGACUGCCUCUUGCAACAGUUGAAGGAGGAGGAGCAUGUCUCGAUUUUCAACACGAUAUGUGAUUUGAGACACCAACGGAACUUCCUGGUCCAGUCAUUGAAACAGUACAUAUUUAUUUACCGCGCUUUGAUGGAAGUAGCUCAAUAUGGCGACACGGAAAUCGGCGCCAACGAACUCAAAGUAACAGUAGACAAAUUAAGACAAUGUGAUAAAGACAGAGCGAAAUGUAAAUUAGAGGAGGAGUUUGAGAACAUACUGAACGCGUUCGAGGACCGGAAAUCGUGCUCGGUUGCGAAAGGCGACGAAAAUCGGGAAAAGAAUCGCUCAGAUGUAGUCAUUCCAUACGAUAGGAACAGGGUUAUAUUAACCCCGCUAUCAGGCAAGGAACAUUCCACUUACAUAAACGCCUCGUUUAUUGAAGGGUACGACAACACCGAAUCGUUUAUUAUAACGCAAGAUCCGACGGAAUCGACCAUUAAUGAUUUCUGGAGGAUGAUUUCCGAGCAGGGGAUUAGUGUUAUCGUGAUGUUGUCAGAGUUAGGCGAAGGCAAGUGUCCAAGGUAUUGGCCCGAUGAAGAUGAGGGGACUUACGAUCACAUUACUGUGAGAUACGAACAGGCGGAAAGUUGUCCCUAUUACACGAGGCGCGAAAUGUACAUCAAGAGUCGCGACUGUGACGACCAGAGAGUCAUACAUUUGCAAUACCAUGGGUGGCCCACGGUAGACGGCGAGGUGCCCGAGGUGACGCGGGGCUUGAUCGAGUUGGUGGAUCAUUCUCAGGCCUCUCUGGUGCACAACGACUGUUCGCCCUCUAUGGUCGUUCAUUGUAGUCUAGGGUCGGAUAGAAGUUCGAUGUUUGUAGGACUAACAAUUCUGGUCCAGCAACUACGUACCGAAAAACGAGUCGACGUGUUUACAGUAACGCGAAAAUUGCGUUCACAAAGAAACGGACUUAUAAAUUCAUACGCGCAGUAUGAAUUCCUACAUCGAGCUAUUGUAAAUUAUGCCGAAUUGCACGGACUUUGUGACUAAUAUGUUAUUCUUGGUGCCAUAUGAGUUUUUAUAUUCCAUUUGAAAGAAUUCCACAAUUGAUAAUCUUACUAUUUAGAUAUUUUUAUAAGUAACAUGGAAAAUGUAAGUCGUUUUUUAUAUAUUUUUAAUUGUUUCUAGUUGAAAGCCAAAAUAGUUUUAUUUUGAAACCAAAGUUUGUGGUCUCGGUUAGGAAAUUGUCGAUAGAUUAAGGACAAGCAGCUUGCUCAAACAGUUGUCUGGUCGCAAAAAUCAGUUGCAUCACACGGGAAAAUCGGUGUUUAUAAAGAAGUGAUCUCUUGGUAGGUAGUCGAUAGAUUGUAGGGAUUUUGGUGUUGCGUGCAACUGAAACACAAAUUUAUUUAUGUAAGCAAUAAAUGGAGGAUUAUUUUCACACUCGUGCUUAACAUCACUAGAAUUUUUAUUAUAGGAAAUACUACUGAUAUAGCCUGCUUGAUAUUGUAGUGCUUUCGUUUACUAAAUGUACUGUGUAAAAACUAAACUAUUUUAACAUUGUGUAUGUCAAUUUGUAUGUCAUAAAUUUGUGUGUAUAUACUUUAAGAUCAUUUGCUCUUUGUAUUAGGAAACAAAAUUAAGACUGUAUGCAUCUAUGCAAUGAAGAUAUUUAUUUAUUAUAUACAUUCUUUUAUUCGUUCUCUCGAUUUUUAUGCUACUUGUUUCAAUGAGUAACACAAAUAUAAUUUCAUGCGUA
Molecule: messenger RNA, 5088 nt
Organism: Tribolium castaneum (red flour beetle)
Lineage: Eukaryota; Metazoa; Arthropoda; Insecta; Coleoptera; Tenebrionidae
Gene: Ptp69D
Product: Protein tyrosine phosphatase 69D
Exons: 9
Coding region: 198-4379 (1393 amino acids)
Biological process (GO): protein dephosphorylation
Molecular function (GO): protein binding; protein tyrosine phosphatase activity
Source: RefSeq, a predicted model, not a curated record